Messenger RNA from Myotis lucifugus (little brown bat), 706 nucleotides. RefSeq names its product ras-related protein Rab-3C-like. The record is from RefSeq and is a predicted model, not a curated record. Gene Ontology annotation, cellular component: endosome; synaptic vesicle; plasma membrane. Gene Ontology annotation, biological process: protein localization to plasma membrane; regulation of exocytosis; protein secretion. The annotation marks the transcript as partial. Lineage: Eukaryota; Metazoa; Chordata; Mammalia; Chiroptera; Vespertilionidae. The transcript has 3 exons. Gene Ontology annotation, molecular function: GTPase activity; GTP binding.
GACACAGCGGGCCAGGAGCGGUACCGGACCAUCACCACGGCCUACUACCGCGGGGCCAUGGGCUUCAUCCUCAUGUACGACAUCACCAACGGGGAGUCCUUCAACGCUGUGCAGGACUGGUCAACUCAGAUCAAAACCUACUCUUGGGAUAACGCCCAGGUGAUCCUGGUGGGGAACAAGUGUGACAUGGAGGAUGAGCGUGUCGUCUCGGUGGAGAGGGGCCGGCGUUUGGGGGAACAGCUUGGGUUUGAGUUUUUUGAAACAAGCGCCAAGGACAACAUUAACGUCAAGCAGACCUUCGAGCGCCUGGUGGACGUCAUCUGUGACAAAAUGUCAGAGAGUCUAGACACUGAGCAGGCCGCCACCGCUGCGAAGCAGAGCGCGAGGCUCAAGGAGACGCCUCCCCCGCCGCAGCCCGGCUGUGGCUGCUAACCCCUCAAGGGCAGCGGGCCUGGCACCAGCCAGCAGCGUCCACGGAGGAAGGCCGGCAGCCGGCACUCACCGCCGCAGGGAGACGAGGGAGAGCUGUGUGUCCGUGGCUGUUCCACGCCUGAAUUCUUGGGCAACUCCCUGAGUGGAAAUGUGGCAAAUACGUGAUCUUCAAUCCAUGAGACUCUCCACCCACCCACAUCUGGUAUUUGCAUGUGAUUUGUUCUGUGUCUUCUAGGGUCUUUAUGUUUCAGAUUUCUUCUCAGACUGGGCUACU